Messenger RNA from Mizuhopecten yessoensis (Yesso scallop), 662 nucleotides. RefSeq names its product P2X purinoceptor 7-like. The coding region runs from base 57 to 659 and encodes 200 amino acids. NCBI's taxonomy places the organism in Eukaryota, Metazoa, Mollusca, Bivalvia, Pectinida, Pectinidae. The record is from RefSeq and is a predicted model, not a curated record. The transcript has 3 exons.
GAGUUGUGCACACGUAUCGGUGACGUCACAACGGGAACACAAGAAAAACCGGCAUCAUGGCGAAUAACGUUACCUACGUAUCGACCUCAGAAAGCGACGAAGAAUCUGUUGAUUUAUACAUGUCUGACGGCUCAUCUAACCUUGAGAUGGACGGGACAACCUACGACGGAGUAACACAGCCUUACAUGUUCGAACCAGAGACGGAUGACGACCCAACCGAGGAAACUUCAGUGGCCGACCACGAGCCCGAGAUCCAAGCCAUACGACUUGGAAGCAACGAUUGGUGUAGAUGCGGACACUGUCCUGCAAUGUCUACCGAAGUGGAAAGUAUUUGUUGCAAAGAAGUCGACCAGGUCAUGAUGGAUGCCAUUCCGGGUGACCUAUCAUGCAUCACUCUCCAUCCUGGACUUGAUGCUUUCUUACCAGUCUGUUUUGAAAAUGAAGAGUUGGAAGAUAACAUAUAUGCUAUCUUUUCUAUGCAAGAUAAUGAUUUUUUUUCCAUGAGAAAUCGAUAUAUUGCCUAUCGUCAAUUUGUGAGAUGGUGCUUGGGUUGGCUUGGUCGACAUGUUCGUGUACGACUCCCAGCAUGUGCUGUUACAUGUAUCAGGAAUGCUUUCCCUGCACCGGACAGACAGUACAAUGGCUUUAAAUUUGAAUGAGAA